Messenger RNA from Sceloporus undulatus (fence lizard), 1088 nucleotides. Its product is annotated as pollen-specific leucine-rich repeat extensin-like protein 1. The annotation marks the transcript as partial. The transcript has 2 exons. Lineage: Eukaryota; Metazoa; Chordata; Lepidosauria; Squamata; Phrynosomatidae. The record is from RefSeq and is a predicted model, not a curated record.
CACAAAACCAAGGCCUGUCAGCUCUGCAGAUCCCUCUCUUCUCAGGCCCGGAAAAACCGUGAGUCCCGGCUCACUUCGGCGAUUGCCCUAGGCAAGGUGCAAGAGGGAGGUUCGCGGUCAUCCUCUGUCCCGCCUUCAGCGCCCCCCGCUUCAUCUUCUCGGGCCAGUGUGUCCAGUGUUACAUCUGGGAGGACCGCCGUCCCCAGCAUGGUGUGUGUCCCGGCCGGGACAAUCCCUUCCACCACCUCCGAUGUGGCCCGUGGCUCAAAACCGCCCAGCGCCACCGACCCCUCCAAGCGCCGCCACAAGUCUUCGGGGACUGAGGGUACCGAGCCGGCCUCCAAACUGAUGAGGAGAUCGGAGGGCUCGCAUUCUAAGAAGGCUACCAAGCCAGAGGCCCAUCUCGCCUCGCCUUCGUCUUCCAAGGCAUCCAAGCCAUCUCGCCACGCUCCGAAGCCUAAAGAGCUGGCUGUGCCUUCGGAAGGAGCAAGGUCUCCAAGACCUUCCUCGUCGGCAGCGGCUGCUGUCCUCCUAGACCUCCCGGACAAUCCGUUCUUCCCAGCGGAGGAGGUUCCCAGGCCUGGGAAGAAGAGGCACCACGACAAGUCGGGUCGUGAUCCUGCCCCGAAGAAGUCCAAGUCUUCGAAGGAUCGGCCCACCACCGACCCGCCGAAGACGAAGGACAAGAAGCGCUCCCCUUCCAAACAGGCCCGCGCUUCCACUUCGGCAGCUCCACGCGAUCCGGAGCCUGCGCCGGGGGGUCGAUGGACUCCGGUACCAGAUACGCCACCGCCUCAGCCCACCAUGGACUUUGUCCACGGGACGGAAGACACCGUUCUUCCCCUCUCGCUGGAACACCGGUCGCCUUCCCACUCUGGCACCGACAACGACGAGGACCAGCCCCAUAGGCAAGGGAUACCGGACCUGUUCCUCGAUACGCAAUCUGGCCGGUAUUAUUUAUCGAUUUCUGAGGACAGAGCGAUGAAGGAAUUCACCAGGCUGAACCCCCAUCCUGCAGACCACGGCACCUCGUCCAGAUCGGUCCCGACCGUAUCUGUCUACGAGAGAUCUCCAUCUCCACCUCGCAG